Nematolebias whitei (Rio pearlfish) is the source of this 2419-nucleotide messenger RNA. RefSeq names its product ATM interactor (gene atmin). Gene Ontology annotation, molecular function: DNA-binding transcription factor activity, RNA polymerase II-specific; transcription cis-regulatory region binding. Gene Ontology annotation, cellular component: nucleus. NCBI's taxonomy places the organism in Eukaryota, Metazoa, Chordata, Actinopteri, Cyprinodontiformes, Rivulidae. Gene Ontology annotation, biological process: regulation of transcription by RNA polymerase II. Bases 89 to 2419 code for a protein of 776 amino acids. The transcript has 4 exons. The record is from RefSeq and is a predicted model, not a curated record.
CCUUCAGUCAGAGUCGAGGGGAAGUGAUGCCCUCGUUCAUUCAACGCUGCUGUUACUGCGACACCCAAAGGUCUGUCAACACAGAAACAUGGCCGCCUCUGCGACGAACACAAAUAACAACAACGACACGGCGAAAGACUGUCUGAACUGUCACAAAGAGUCGCUGUCGCAGUGUCAGGAAAUCAUAAAACCGACCAUCACGGAGCUGACCAAAGAAGUGAGGACGAACAUCCUCUGCACGGUGGAAGGAUGCGGCAAGAUUCUCCCCAACACACCUGCGCUCAACAUGCACCUGGUCAAGUCUCACAGAAUAAAGGACUGUAUUGUCAAUCCCACAGUCCGAAAGGAGACGAAGGGCUCGCAGAAACUUUACUGCUGUCCCAUUGAGGGCUGUCCAAGGGGCCCUAACAGACCUUUCUCCCAGUUCUCACUGGUUAAGCAACACUACAUGAAGAUGCAUGCAGAGAAAAAACACAAGUGCUCCAAAUGCAGCAAUGGCUACAGUACACAAUGGGACCUAAAGAGACACAUAGAAGACUGUGGGAAGACCUAUGAGUGUACGUGUGGCUGCCCCUAUGCAAGCAGGGCUGCCUUGCUGUCGCACAUCUACAGGACAGGUCAUGAAAUUCCAAAAGAGCACAGAGUUCCUCCAGUAAAAAAGCGAAAGAUAGAGAAACAUUUAAGUGAUUCAGAAAAAGUGAAGGUUAACGAUUCAGUUCAGAUUAAGCCUUCUACUAAGGACUUGGACACAGCUCACCCUUCUGAUUCGACUGUAUACAUCCUAGAUCCAGCUAAACAGCACUCCAGUUCUCACAAGAGUCUUCAGAAGUUGCUCCUACCAAAGCCCAAAAUGGCUUUGGUCAGCGUGCCUGUGAUGCAGUUGGCACAUCUGCCGGUCCUCCUUCCAUCUGCAGAAAGUGGGACUCUAAGGUCUGUAGUUCUUGCAGUGGACAGCCAUGGUUCGGUCAGCACACUUCAGCUCUUGCCACAGACCUCAGGAGCAGUGGUACCCCAACUUGAUGGAAAAAGUUUGACUUUUGAAAAUAGCAUGGCCACUUCCCACUCUAUCCAAUGUUGCGUUAACACUGGAGUACAGGUCAGUCAGGACUCUGCAAGUUCAGAUGCACCAACCAAUGGUGUGACAGGACUACGAGGAAGGAGCACCUCUACCAACAUUCAGACGGACAAAUCCUAUUUGUCAAAAAUGCCCCCAGGGGGUGUAGUCGGGGAGGAAAUAGGUUUGUAUUCUAUGGAGGGUGAGUCUUCGAUUUCAUCUUGUUCCCAAACGGACAUCAGCGUGAGUGCCCAAGUCCUUCUGCCAGUUAGUGUUGAAACCCAGACAAUCUUCUCCCAAGCCAAAUCCACAUCGUCUGUUGGAGCUCAGACAGACGGCCAAUGCCUGAGCCAAGAUACGUGCCCCUCCUCGUCUGUGCUCCCAUACAAUACCAGGCAGACACAGACAUACUUUGCCUUGCCACAGUUAGAGGACAGGGCUCAGGACCAGGCUAUUAUGUGCUCUGAUCUUUUUGAGAACGAGCCUCUUAGUGUUUCUACCCAGACCGCCCCUGAUAUAAAUGACCACCUUAGUGCUGCAGGAAGAAAUAUAUAUGAAGACUCUAAAUCUUGUGCUAUGUGCUUCGGUGUGCAGACAAGCGAACUUGGUGCAAACAACAUGGCAGAUAACCAGACCCAAACAAUGACACUGUUAAAUGACCUUGAAAACAUUCUGUCCAGCAGCAUGUCCGGCCACCAGGUCCUCACAGAGGCCUCAGCAGGCUGUGGGUCAGGUCCAGGCUCCGUUCAGGAGCAAAACAACGGAAUAGAAUUUGACUUUGAAGAGUUCCUUAAUGCUGUGAACAUUCAAACGCAGACGGAGGAGAGUGAGCUGGGCGUACUGGGUGGCGACACACCGCUAGAAUCUCUGGACAUUCAGACACAGACCGAUUUCUUCCUCAUGGAUGAUCUGGACCAAAGUGAGGGGCAAAGUCGAACCCAAGCCAGUGACCUUGAGCUAUUUGACACGCAAACUCAGACUGACCUCAAUUUCCUACUAAAUGCUGGAAGUGGCGUGCCCUUGAGCAUCCUGAGACAUUCAAGCUUUUCAAUUAGCACGGAGUCCUCGGAUACUGAAACACAGACGGACCUCCCUGCGUUUGCCACAGGUCCCUCCUCACACACAAAUGUAGGUCAAGGUGAGCCUGCAAGGAUGCUGAACAGCACAGAAACUCAGACUGUAACCAGCCAAUCAGAAGGCCUGGGGCAACUCUUCCUUACCAGCAAUGAAACACAAACUGUCAUGGAUGACUUCUUGUCAGCAGACCUUGCGUGGAACAUGGAGUCACAUUUUAGCUCUGUGGAAACCCAGACAUGUGAGGAGCUUUGUGCUCUCUUCCAGCAAUCUGACAAACCCAACAGCUGA